Rotaria sp. Silwood1 is the source of this 1462-nucleotide messenger RNA. The record is from the annotation of a GenBank genome assembly. NCBI's taxonomy places the organism in Eukaryota, Metazoa, Rotifera, Eurotatoria, Philodinida, Philodinidae.
AUGAAGCGUAGUUCAUUGAAUCGUCUUUUUCAAGAAUGCUCAACUACUGAUACAUUUGUCAAAUGUUCAACAAGUAUCUGGCUCAAUGCAAAUGGUACUUUGCAUGUAGCCUUUGAUGGUGAUUCGUCGGAGCAAGCAAUUAAUGAGAGCAUAGUCGCGGACGAACCUGGUCUAUUUUUCUAUCAUCAUACACAAGUCACAUUCUAUGCAAAUGCUACAGAGAUACAUGUCUAUGUUCGAAAGUCAUGUUUCGAUCGAGACGAUUGUUCUCGAGAGUUUGCAAAACAAAUGGGUGAUCAAUUACUUGGCUAUCAAUAUGCGAUACUCAGUCAACAGUUACGACCUCUCAUUUAUGAUCCACAAGCUAGAAGCGAAUUCGAAUUUUCCACAAAAAAUCUAACAUGUCUGAUCGAUAAUAAUGCCACAAUUGGGCCUUGCAAUACUAGCUGUUAUUAUAUAUUAGGAUUUUCACAAGAACAACAUAGAUGCUGGCCAAGUACAUUGGUAGGUCUUCAUGUUUACACUGAAAAAGCUCUGCCAGCACCAAUCAAUACAACAAUUUCAUUUGACUACAGUUGUAAUACACGCACAGCAAUCUGCAAUGGUCCAGAGGUAAAUCGUAAUAUUACAGCGAUUGUCAAUGACUUUUUUCGGAAUCCACCUUAUACUCGCUCGAGUGGAAACUGUAAUACAUACCGAUUUACUUUUCCAAUGCUGGUCAUCAUCUUCUUUUCUUAUGGUUUGCGAAUGAUGUAAUCAUCCUCAAAUCGAAUGAUAUAUUUGAACUGUUAAGCAAAAUAAAUGGCAACCUAAUGUGUUCUCGUAAAGCUCUACUUCUGUUUUUCUAUGUUCUUUUCCAUUUCAAAUCGGUUCAUGGAAUAAAUCAAUAGGACAAUGUCUUAUGUCGGCUUGUCAAACAGAAAGAACAAGGAAAAUAAACCUUAUCUCUGAAAUUAUAAGCUAUUGUUCAAAACUAAAGUCACGUUCAUUGUAUAUUCUAGAUAAAUCAUCAUGAUAUCACCAUUAACAACUCUUUUGUAUUUGGUCAUGAUAUUCAAUUUCAUUUGGACAGUGAUCACACACAACGGUAAGUGUAAAGUCUAAAAUUGUAUCCUUAACCAAAUGAACAUUUCUAGAGUCGCCUUCACAUAAUUGGUCAAUAUUAAAUCAUCCAGUAGAGCCAAUUGUUGAAACGCCACUGCUAAGAGUGAGUCACCUAUAUCCGGGAGCAAAAGUGAUAGAUUUUGGAGGAAAUGCAAUCGGGUUGACUCCAGGUGAAGGUGAAGCAUUUGACUUUCGAAAAUAUCCAUAUCGCAUGAAACUAGGAGCAAAGCAGACCAAUGGUCAUAUGAUGAUUAUGGAAGGUACUCUAAUGCCAGGAGAAGGUAAUAAUCAUUAAAUAGAUUGAUUUAUGCUACUCUUCAUUUUAUAUAAAGGCACACAGUUACAUCUACAUCAAUUC